GGAUCACCCUGGGGCCAGCAUGAGCCGGAGGGAGGGAAGUCUGGAAGACCCCCAGGCUGACUCCUCACCCCUUUCUCACCUGGAGGCCAAGAUCCGUCAGACACACAGCCUUGCCUGCCUCCUCACCAACUAUGCUGAGCAGCUGCUCCAGGAAUACGUGCAGCACCAGGGAGACCCCUUCGGGCUGCCGGGCUUCUCGCCGCCGCGGCAGCCGGUGGCCGGCCUGAGCGCCCCGACGCCGAGCCACGCGGGCCUGCCCGCGCCGGAGCGGCUGCGGCUGGACGCGGCGGCGCUGGACGCGCUGCCCCCGCUGCUGGACGCCGUGCGCCGCCGCCAGGCCGAGCUCAACCCGCGCGCACCCCGCCUGCUGCGGCGCUUGGAGGACGCGGCGCGCCAGGCCCGGGCCCUGGGCGCCGCCGUGGAGGCCGUGCUGGCCGCGCUGGGAGCCCCGGGCGGCGCGCCCCGGCCCGAGCCCUGGCCCGAGCCCCCGGCCACCGCCGCCGCCGCCGCGGACACCUUCCUUGCCAAGGUGCUGGGCUUCCGCGUGUGCGGCCUCUACCGCGAGUGGGUGAGCCGCACCGAGGGCGACCUGGGCCAGCUGGUGCCCGGGGGCCCGGCCUGAGCGCGGGGCGCGGGGGCGCAGCACGCGCUGUCGCCUCCUCUUUGGCUCCGUCGCUCUAGCUCUCUGUCUCUCUCUCUGCUUUGUAUGGUCUCGCUCUGCUCCUUUCCUCUCUCUGGGCCUCCUGGUCUCAGUCGGUGACUUCCUCUAUGUCUAACACUUUCUUGCUUCCCUCCUUCUUUUAUCCAUGGCUUGGGUCUGCUUCAGUCUUUCUUGGUCUCCUCAUUUACCCGUCUCUGGGGGUCUGUCUGUCUCCUCCUUUCCCCGAUUCUUGUUUCCCCUGCAAGUUGCAUCUCUGUGUCAUCUCAAGGAGGCACCUGUGCCCUCUGUCCUCCUGUCUAGGAAAGUGCCUGCUGGCCCUAUGUGGGAGGGCUACUGUAGACUCAUUUCUGCCACCUUCCCCCAGGACCACCUAUCUGCUGCCCCCACUCUCCCCCAUCCCCACCGGCCCUGCCCCCUCCCGGUCCCCUCCCUCUGCCU
Choloepus didactylus (southern two-toed sloth) is the source of this 1099-nucleotide messenger RNA. RefSeq names its product cardiotrophin-1-like. The record is from RefSeq and is a predicted model, not a curated record. The transcript has 3 exons. NCBI's taxonomy places the organism in Eukaryota, Metazoa, Chordata, Mammalia, Pilosa, Megalonychidae. The coding region runs from base 20 to 622 and encodes 200 amino acids.